AUGAGACUGUUUGAAAUUUUAUUUUUUAUGGGCUUUCCUGAGCUGGGGAUUUAUGAGGCAAAGUUUUGUUGCACUGAAAGAUUUGCUACUAAGGUGAAAGAAGAUUGGAAGUACGUGGCAAUGGUGCUGGACCGACUUUUCCUUUGGAUUUUCACUAUGGCCGUGUUGGUGGGAACGGCGGGGAUCAUUUUGCAGGCGCCGACACUGUAUGANAAAACGUGGACUCUCUCUAUACAAUGA
Notodromas monacha is the source of this 240-nucleotide messenger RNA. The record is from the annotation of a GenBank genome assembly. NCBI's taxonomy places the organism in Eukaryota, Metazoa, Arthropoda, Ostracoda, Podocopida, Cyprididae.